AUGCUGUUGCUGGGUUGCAUACUAAGCGUUUUAUUGCACGUCGCAGCCGGCUUCACAACUAGCCUUUCCGGAAAAUGGUCAGUUAUUAGUGCAAAUUAUCAAUCAACGCAAAAUGUACAUGGCGGUUGGGAUAUGUAUUCCGCCUUCUAUGAUGAAAAGAGCUUUGGAGAUCCACUCGAGGGGUACAGAGAUAUUGAAUCGAGGUGGCUGGCAAAAAGGAAUUGGACUUUUAUACACAAAUUUUCUUGGCACAGAGACCAGCGGGAUUUUCAUUCCCUAGAACUGUAUAUCGAUGGCAUUGACGGAUUUGGUUGUCUCUUCAUCAAUGAUCGUAAAUUAUCCUGCCUUGACAACAGUUUUCUUAACGAAUUUUGGCGCAUAGAUGGCCUUGUUAAGGAUGGUGCUGAAAAUAUUCUACGAAUUGAAUUCAAGUCCUCAAUUGAAACGGCAAUGCAAAUAGCCAAUUCAAUCAGGCGACAUGGUGACAAUAUCCCUCCUCCUGAUUGCUGGCCCAAAUCAUAUCGUGGCGAAUGCCAUGUGAACUUAAUAAGAACUACCCAAGCGUCUUUUGGAUGGGAUUGGGGCCCGGCAUUUCCUAUCCAGGGAUUUUGGAACAUCCCAAAGCUAGUCUACUCACGUUACGGUAUCCGUCUUGGAGAAGGGUUCAAAUUUUUUUCUACCUACAGGCAGCGAUUUGAUGGAGAGAGCUUAUGGUACGCUGAUGUCCUCAUAGAAGUCAGACAAAUAGAUAACGUCGGUCUCCUAGAUGCAUGUCUUCUUCUUGAUUUAUUAGAGAAGCCCAACGUCCAUUUAAGACGGUGCUUUCAUAUGGGUAGUCAGCCUUCAAAACUUGAUGUUCAUGCUGUUCUUCUUGAAGGUGAAACUGACAUCACGCCAUGGUGGCCAAAUAAUAUAGAAACAGGGCCUCAUGUAUAUACGUUGAGGGUCCGACUUGUUGGCCCUAGUGAUGAACUCUUUGAUGAGGCCAAGCACGACGUUGGAUUCAGGACGGUCGAACUUAUACAACUCAAAUGUGAGCUCUAUUAG
Protopolystoma xenopodis is the source of this 1047-nucleotide messenger RNA. Lineage: Eukaryota; Metazoa; Platyhelminthes; Monogenea; Polystomatidea; Polystomatidae. The record is from the annotation of a GenBank genome assembly.